Molecule: messenger RNA, 1883 nt
Organism: Dromaius novaehollandiae (emu)
Lineage: Eukaryota; Metazoa; Chordata; Aves; Casuariiformes; Dromaiidae
Gene: PECR
Product: peroxisomal trans-2-enoyl-CoA reductase
Exons: 8
Coding region: 43-948 (301 amino acids)
Biological process (GO): phytol metabolic process
Cellular component (GO): peroxisome
Molecular function (GO): trans-2-enoyl-CoA reductase (NADPH) activity
Source: RefSeq, a predicted model, not a curated record
CCGCGGGUCACGUGGCGGCGGCGGUGCGAGCGCGGGGGGAACAUGGCGGCGCCGCAGCGGCUGCUGGCGGCGGGGUUGUUUCGCGGGCGGGUGGCCAUCGUCACCGGCGGCGGCACCGGCAUCGGCAAGGCCAUCGCCGCCGACCUGCUGUCCCUCGGUUGCAGUGUUAUUAUUGCCUCACGUAAAUUUGAUCAAUUAAAAGCCACAGCAGAAGAACUGAAUAAUAAAUUUCCUUCCAUGAGUCCUGCCAAAGUGACUCCUAUACAGUGCAACAUCCGCAAAGAAGAGGAGGUACAAGCUUUGGUGAAGUCUACACUGAAUCUGUGUGGGAAGAUUGACUUCCUGGUGAACAAUGGAGGGGGGCAGUUCAUGAGUCCUGCUGAAGCCAUCCGUGCAAAAGGCUGGAAUGCUGUGAUAGACACUAAUCUGACAGGAACCUUCUAUUGCUGCAAAGCAGUGUACAAUGCCUGGAUGCAGGAACAUGGAGGAGUCAUUGUCAACAUUACUGCUGCCGUGAGAAAUGGGUUUCCUGGAAUGUCGCAUACAGGAGCUGCAAGAGCUGCAGUGAAUAACCUCACGAAGACUUUAGCUUUAGAAUGGGCCCACAGCGGAGUAAGAAUCAACAGUGUUGCUCCUGGAUUAGUAUUUUCAGAAACUGCUGUUGCAAACUAUGGAGAGCAAGGUACAAUAAUGUGGUUAAAGAACAUCCCAAAGGUUCCUGCCAAGAGGUCAGCAGUUCCCGAGGAGAUCUCUCCUGCAGUGUGUUUCCUGCUAUCUCCAGCUGCUUCUUACAUAACUGGGAUAACCAUGGUCGUGGAUGGUGGCCAAAGUUUAUAUAGCAGGAACCUAGAAAUACCAGAUCACAACAGAUGGUCCCCACCACCAGAAGGAAGAAAUUCUGACAUGCUUAAAAAACUUCUUUCUGGCGAGUUCAAGCCAAAGCUGUAACAGAAUGAGACUUCACCCUAUCCCAAGUCGGACAUUUGCUGAUUUUCUUGCUUUGUGGCUUGUGUUUAUAAUUCUCAGUAAUCUGAAUUUUUUGGUCAUCCAUAACCACACUGAGUGCCUUGAUUUUCAUUGAUUAAUGUGUAAAAAAUAAAAGGCUAUACACAAUAAAUUUUCUUCUCUGAAAACACUCACUCUGUCUUGGAAAGAAGGUGUGAUAGAUUCAACAAUUUAACAUGCAAAGUCUUGAAGCACAAUCUGUGGCGUAGCAUGCAUCAAAUAGAGCUUAGUAUUUAAAUCCUAGUUUCCUGUUUUGUCACGUUAACCCAUAAUCAUUUUGUAUGGAAGUUUAAAGCAUGCUAUAUAAAGCUGAGUUGCAAGUUUCUUUAUUAAAAAAAAAAGACAGUAAUUCAAGUUCAUGGUUGUGUGGUUUAUCUCGUAACAUCAUACAGCUCAAAAUAUAUAUAUAUAUUGCCUUGUUUUGUGCAGUAUUCUAUCUUGUUGAGGGAGAAACUCAGAAUCCUUCAUUCGCCAGUUAAAACACUUCCUAUCCAUAUAGUUUUCUAUUGACAUGCUGUUUUCUUAUGAUUUGAACAUGCUUUUGUAUAUCAGUAUCCCUAAAAAAGGCAUGAUCUUUGUGAUCAAUGGAGAGUUUCCAUUUGAAAAUCAGAAACAUUUUAAUAUAUCACUUGAAGAUGCUGUAUUUGCUGUAUUACUCACUUUAAGGCAAAUGUUCCCAGAUGUUUGAUACUUUUGAUCAAAAUUUAAAAAAUAGGUUAUGAUUUUUUGCUUGCUGUAACAAAUGAAAUUUGUGGACUCAAGUUGCUCUUACAGAAGCAAGCUCUGAUGCUUAAAUUUGGAAUGAAUGUAAGUCUUUGCCAGCUAUUUGUUCUCUUUAAAGAUGUUUGACUUUUGUUUAAUUAAAAUGUUAGAAUUUA